Penicillium diatomitis is the source of this 726-nucleotide messenger RNA. RefSeq names its product SRPBCC domain-containing protein. NCBI's taxonomy places the organism in Eukaryota, Fungi, Ascomycota, Eurotiomycetes, Eurotiales, Aspergillaceae. The transcript has a single exon. The coding region runs from base 1 to 726 and encodes 241 amino acids. The record is from RefSeq and is a predicted model, not a curated record.
AUGUCCGGAAGCACCCUACAAGACCCCACAAACUCCACCCGAUCAACCCCCAACAUCGACGUCCACGACGCCGUCCUCCAAAUCGGCAGCUCGGCGCUCGUCGCCGCCCCAUCCACGCGUGUCUGGGCCGCCCUCCUCGACACAUCCACCUGGCCGGAAUGGAACACGUUCGUCCCACGCGUGACGAUCCGAUCUCAAACCGGGACUACACAGGCCGACACAACCGAGCCCGACUCUGCUCCUGGCACUGAGACCCCAGCUGCGUCUACAGCUCCAACUCCGUCUCUCUCCCCGCGUCUCUGCAAAGGCACGCGCAUGACAUUCCACGUCCGCAUGGACCCGACGUCCACCAAGCCCCAGGCCGCGCGCGACACCCACCUCGUGGUAACGGAGUGCGUGGCGCCAGAUCCUGCCACGAGAUCGCCCGGGCGAAUUGUCUGGGUCUCAGAUACUGAUGCACCGGGUGGAUUUGCGCCGUCCUUGUUGACGGCCGAGCGGGUGCAUGAGGUUGUGGAUGUGGGAGGGGGUGAGGCGGCGGAGGUGCGGAAUUGGGAGUUGCAGAGGGGGUAUUUGGUGUAUGUGGUGAAGUGGGUGUUUGGGGCGAGGUUGAGGAGGAAUUUCGAGCUUUGGGUGAGUGAUUUGAGGGCCUUUGUUGAGAAGGGAAGCGGGAGUGGGAGUGGAAAUGGUGAUGGUAAUGGGGAGAGGGGGCGGAGCCCUCGGGAGUGA